Molecule: messenger RNA, 1158 nt
Organism: Malaya genurostris
Lineage: Eukaryota; Metazoa; Arthropoda; Insecta; Diptera; Culicidae
Product: oligodendrocyte-myelin glycoprotein-like
Exons: 2
Coding region: 58-963 (301 amino acids)
Molecular function (GO): protein binding
Source: RefSeq, a predicted model, not a curated record
UUCUAUUUGGUAAGGGUAGAAAUAUAACACGAUGGCAUUUCUGUCCUAGCUUUGCUGAUGCACGGUCACAGUCUCAAGAAAAUGAAUAUCUUUAAAAUAGGAUUCUGGAUAUUUGGAGCUAUUAUCAGUGCAGUCACUGGUAUGGAGUUGAACUGCAGCACAAUUGAAAUGGAUGUCUGUCAUCUCAACAAUCUAAUCAUCACUGAGUAUACUGAUGUUGCUGCUUGGGAAUUCCCGGAUCAACACAAUCUAGUCUUCGGCAACUAUCCCAUGUCGGACGAUACCACCAUGAUCACCGCCGUGACCAAAGAAGUGUCUGAAAAACUAACAAACGCUCAAACUGUGGCCAUGCAGAACGUUUCUCUGAUGUCAUUCUAUCUGUGGGAGCACCUAUUGAGCCUAGACGUUUCUUACAAUUACCUAUCCGAGCUGAUUGUGGAUCCAACUUCCAUGUACAACCUGAAAUCGCUGAAUAUGAGCCACAACAGACUUCAAGCAAUAGACUUCCUCAAAGGGCUCAACAAAAUUCGUGAUCUAGAUUUGAGCAACAAUUAUUUGGAGAAGAUCGAUCUUUCCAGUUUCGAUGCGAUUAAGGAUCUUACUAGCUUGAAACUAGCACACAAUCGCAUCCGCACCGUCACAACCUUCGCGAACUUACUUCAUCUACCGCGGCUAACAACUUUAACACUUAACAACAAUCAACUGUCGAUUCUGGAUGCGAGCCAGUGGCAGUUCAACGUUCUGCAGGAUCUGUUGCUUUCCAACAAUCGCUUGUCCUACAUCAGCAUGUGUGAAAUACAGAAUUCGUUUCCACGUUUGCAGUCGUUGUACCUGGACGGAAAUAAUUGGGAAUGUUCAUUUCUCAACAGUACCGUUUCCCAACUGCACCAGUACGAAGUCAAACUGAUUAACUACAGUGCCCACAACUGCACAGAAGCGGUGGAGAACAUUUGUUGUCACUAAUCCCCCGAAAUCACUGCUGAAAACCCGCACCAUCGUGUACGAUGUCAGUCAUGUUCCGUAAGCUGACUCUAUCCUCUGUGGAAAACACAAACAAAAUCCAAUGCCAACAAGCUUUGUCAAUGUACCCAAUUAUUAUUGUCACAUCAAUAUCCUUCAGAAGUUAAAAAAGAGAUUUAAUAAAUUAGUUCAGACAAA